Molecule: messenger RNA, 699 nt
Organism: Kwoniella botswanensis
Lineage: Eukaryota; Fungi; Basidiomycota; Tremellomycetes; Tremellales; Cryptococcaceae
Exons: 2
Coding region: 1-699 (232 amino acids)
Source: RefSeq, a predicted model, not a curated record
AUGACUUCUACUUCUGACUCCGUUCUUCCACAGUGGAGAGUAGAUAACAAAUCUACACAUAAUCCUUACCAGACCUUCGAGUUACCCGACACGACCUCUUUGGCGUCAUGCACAGAGAAGAGGGAAGAGACCUCGGGAGGGUGGAAGAAGCGAUACGUCUUGAGAGCUUAUGAUGAGAAAUCUCGAAAUCAAUAUACAUGGGAAGGAUUUGAGGAGGAUUUCAAACGUUUUCUUACUCAAGAAGAUACUAGUGAGAAAAGCAAGAAUUUAAUGACAAGUGCAGCAGAAGACUUGAACCUCUUUGGGGAUAAGCAGAUCUCGAAGAAAGAGUCAUUCGUAACCUCAAAUAACAAGAAUGUUACUUGGUGGAGGGAGAGUAAAGAGGGGUGUGACGAAAAGACAAGAUACCGCUUCGAAGUCGUUGAUCUGAAAGGGAGGAAACGUACUGAGAGUCUGAGUAUGGCUAGAUUGGAAGAUAAAGCCAAAUACUCUAUUGUUGCGUCAACGAUCUUAGCCAAAGUAAAGGGUGUAGAAGCUUCGAUGGCUCCGGAAGGCAAGAGCUCCAAAAGUGAACAACAUGGUGGUGAAUGGAAGUUGGUCUUGGAUGAUAUCACAAGAAAGUCGGGUGGGACCACUUCAGUCGACAGAGGCGAUACCACCGGACCCGCCUUGUCUAGUUCGACAGCGAGUGGUGCAUGA